Anopheles coustani is the source of this 8082-nucleotide messenger RNA. Its product is annotated as insulin-like receptor. The record is from RefSeq and is a predicted model, not a curated record. Bases 1454 to 6166 code for a protein of 1570 amino acids. The transcript is spliced from 15 exons. Gene Ontology annotation, cellular component: axon; membrane; insulin receptor complex. NCBI's taxonomy places the organism in Eukaryota, Metazoa, Arthropoda, Insecta, Diptera, Culicidae. Gene Ontology annotation, biological process: positive regulation of kinase activity; positive regulation of MAPK cascade; protein phosphorylation. Gene Ontology annotation, molecular function: insulin receptor activity; insulin receptor substrate binding; ATP binding.
CGAGAAGGGCUGUCGCGUCGGCGCCCGUGAUAAACCUUUUUCGGUAUAGCAGCAGUGUCUGCGGUGUCUUUUUCUUUCUCUUUUUCAUUCGCUGGAUUUGGUAAAAUCUUCGGCACGGGUGAAAAGUGUUUACAGGAAAAAAUAGUUACAGAAGUGACCCCAGUGGCAUUGCUGGUUGCUGAUUUGAAAAGUGCACAAUUAUUGUGGUAUGAUAAAAGAUAACAGUGAGAAAAAAAUAUACAGAAAACCAGGAAUAGUGAGCUGAAAAGAUGAGUUAUUGAAUAGUUUACAAUCUGAAUGAUUACCAAAGGUUGGAGUAGUGACAAGCCGACCAACGUCUAGCUGGGAAUUAAAGGAUUUAUACAAACAAGCGCUGGAAAAGAUUUCGAAUCUUGUCUCAUCACACCCACCCCACCCCCCGAGGUGUUGCGUCCCCGACGGCGGCGGUAGUAAACGGUGACAACACACAGAGGAAGGGGAAGUGUGAGUGUUGUGUGUGUGUGUUCAUUCUGCGGGCCGGAGGAGUCGCGGCGGAGUUCGUUCAUCCGAACAGCUGGCACGCGUGCUGGGCGGGCGAGCGAGUGAUAUUGUUUGUUAUUGCGUAUUAGAAAAUCUUCAACUCGACGGCGUGAAACGAAGGCAACGAAACGCGACGCCGGUGUGGCGGUGGUGAAUGUGGUCGUGUAGGUGCGUGAAAAUCACGCUACGACGGCGGCCGAAGGAAAACGACGAUGCUGUUCGGCGACGACUGCUGCGGUGGAGUAGUGGUGCGCAAGAGAAUCUAUCACAAUUGCAGUCACUUGAGCUAAUAAAACCGUGUGGAUGCUGCACAAUAGUGGAAGAAGAACAAGUGGUGGGUGAAAAGAAAACCAGACCGAGCCCCAGACCGUGUCCCGGGUCGAGGCGCUAAGAUGUGAACGGGGAAAAAACGGGGCCCAGGGGGGAUGAUGAGAGAUGCCCUUGUCGCGACGGUGUGUGGCGGGUGAAAGUGUGAAAAGUGCGCGUGCGAGUGUGCGUAACGUCGCAGUUCCGGAACCGGAAUAGUGCGUAGUGGCAAGAAGCGGGGGGGAAAAAAAUGUGUCGUGCCACCGCUGGAAUGCGCCCCAGUGUUGUUUUGGUGAGAGGAAGAAAGCGAACAAAAAUACCGGUCCCGAAUAAGAAAAAGGGCCACCAGCAGCAGGAGCAGGUGGAGGCGGUGGUCGGAAGUGUCAGUGGUGGGCACGGUCAAACAUUUGCCUAGUGCUGCUAGAGAAGAAUAACUACGCGUACAACAAGGACUCGCGUUUAAAAUGUAGCAAGACAACAUAUCGUCUUAACGUUUGACGGGAUAAGAAAUUACAUUAUCCUUUUGCGGGAGGCAGAAACACAACAUACACACAAUCUCUCUCUCGCGCAACAAUCCUGCCCCCAAUCUAGCUCCUCCCCGGUCGGGAGGAACGGUUCUAAAUUUCUAAUGUCCUAUCUGUUGCAACGCACCAUGGAAGGUAAAACGGCAUCCGACGACCCGUCGGUUUGGGAGCUCUUCCUGCGCCGCCUGACGGCGCGCAUGAGGAUUCUGAAUGGUGAUCGGCGCAGCGAAGAUUUCGAUACCUCGCGGCCUCGGCGGAUGUGCCAUGCAUAUGCCGCGAGUGGUGGUUUUAUUCCGUUUAGCAAUAGCAGCAGUGUCGAUAGCCGUAAGCAACAACCUAGCGCUAGUAGCAUAAGUAUUGGCAGUGGCACCGACGACAGUGAUAGGCUAAGUAGUGCUAGUAGUUGUAGUUGUAGCAUAAGUAUUGGCCGCCGGUGGUGGAGCCCCCCUCAUCCGGGGGUGGCGAACGAGUACCUUUGGAGCGGGAAGCGGUUGAAUCGGACUAGUUUGUGGAAGCGGUGGCGGUGGAAACGAAUAUUCACGCUCGUCUGCAUCCUGUUCUACUUCAAUAUGGUCCUGCACACGUCCAGCCUGCUGCAGCUCGUGCAAGGCGCCGACCUGAAGGAGGCGCCCAGCACGGAGCUGAUGAGCCGGACGCGGUCGAGUCGAGACACAAACGGAGGUUAUCUCCAAGAUCGCGGAGGAAGAGUAUGUUCGAGCGUCGACGUCCGGAACACGCCAAAACAUCUGGAUCGAUUGAAUGGGUGCCGGGUUGUGGAGGGGUUCGUGCAAAUCAUGCUCAUCGACAAGUACGAGAACGACAGCUUCAGCAACUUCUCCUUUCCGCUGCUGACGGAGAUUACCGGCUACCUGUUGCUGUUUCGUGUGAACGGACUCCAGACGCUCGGCCAGCUCUUCCCCAACCUGGCCGUCAUCCGCGGCGAAGAUACGGCCAACAAUUACGCCUUCGUGGUGUACGAGCUGAUGCAGAUCAAGGAACUCGGACUUACUUCGCUGAUUCACAUAGAACGCGGCGGUGUUCGCAUCGAGAAAAACCCAAACCUGUGCCACGGAGACACGAUCGACUGGAAAACGAUAGCACCGAACGGCGACAGCUGGAUCAAGGGAAAUCAAGACCCCAACGCGUGCACCACAUGCCCAAGCAACGUUACCAUCACGAUGCCGGAUUCGACGACACGUCUGAUCCAGUGUCCGACGCGCGAACCAAAAAGCCCCAAGCACAACGAAAAGGAGAGCUAUCUCUGCUGGUCCACCAAACAUUGUCAACAGAAAUGCCCCGCAAGCUGCCCAAAAUCCUGCACAAUAACGGGCGAGUGCUGCAGCCCGAGCUGUCUCGGGCAGUGCGGCGGCGUGAACGGGACGGAGUGCAUGGUGUGCCGGAACUUGUACUACGUCGACUCCGACGGCCGGUCCCGGUGCGUCGACAAGUGCCCGGACGAUCUGUUCAUGUUCGCCGAAAGUCGGUGUCUGACCGCCGAGGAGUGUUACAACCAAAAAAAACCACUCCAUCGGUUGCAUGACAACACGCCGAACAACCCGUACGUGCCGAUCAAGGGCGCGUGUCAGCUAGACUGCCCCGAAGGUCACUCGAUGUCGAAGGACCCCGUUACCAAUCGGCAGGCGUGCGUGCCCUGCAAAGGACCCUGUCGAAUCGAGUGUCAGAGCAUGGUGAUCGAGAGCCUUUCCCAAAUCAAGAACGUGGCGGGUUGUACCAUCAUCAAGGGAUCGCUUUCGAUACGAAUCCGCCAGCUCGGUGGAGAUAAUGUCGUCCGCGAACUGGAGAAGUACCUCUUCUCGAUCGAAGAGAUCCAUGGCUACCUGUCGAUCGUCCGUUCGUACUCGCUGAUGUCGUUGAGCUUUUUCAAAAACCUGAAAGUUAUCCGUGGCAAAGAGCUGGUGAAUUCAGACAUGUCACUGAGCGUGCUGGACAAUCAGAACUUGCAGGAGCUGUUCGCGCAAGAUGUGCGCAUCGAAAGGGGCAAAGUAAUGUUCAACGACAACCCAUUGCUGUGCGUCAAGUAUAUUAAAGCGUUGAAGAAAAACUUUAACGACGGCGUCAUGAUCGAAAAUGAAGCGCAGCUGGAGCGUAGCAACGGUUUGCGGACCGCCUGCGAAGUGUUCACGCUGAAAACCAGCGUGACCAAAAUUAUCAGCGAUCUGGCCAUCAUCAAGUGGGAUUCGUUCAAGGAGUUGCCGGAUAAUCGCCAGCUGAUCGGUUACGUCGUGUACUAUAGCGUAGCUCCGGAGACGGGCGAGAUUGCGAUGUAUGACGGGCGAGACGCCUGCAAUUCGCAGAGUUGGCGUGUGGAUGACGUGCGCAAUCAGCUGGACGAGAACCAAACGACCCACAUCUUAACGCGGUUAGACAAUAACACACGGUACGCGUACUACGUCAAAACGUACACGCUCUCGCUGGAAAACGUCGGUGGUCAGACGAACAUAACGUACUUCAAGACACCUCCCGGUACGCCGAAGAGUGUGCGAAAUUUACGUGUCACGGAAAACCUCGAAACCAAUAUGGUGAUCGUCUCCUGGGUUGAGCCGGCCCACAUCUUUGGAAAAUUGGAAGAAUAUAAAAUCGUUGUCGAGAUAAACGACGAGGAUAAUGAAAUGAUCAAGCAACGGAACUACUGUACCGAUGAAAUCCAAAGGCCACCAAAAACAAGCAUAACGCCGGAUGUGACGACCCCGGCGCCUGCAAAAGAUAGCAGCGCGACCGGGGUUUGCACGAAGGAUGACUGCGCUUCGUUUUGCCAAGAGGCCGGUUCGUCCACGGCCGACAGUUCAUCAAAGCUCGACCCAAAUGAGGCUGAUAUGGCGAUCGGAUUCGAGGAUUGGCUGCAUAACUAUGUGUAUAUCAAAAAUCCAAAAGCAAGUCGACGUAAACGAAGCCACGAUGAAGAUAUGACCCAGACGAGUGGUAACCAGUCGCUCGUUUUCCCGAAACACUCCGAUAGCGAAAAUUUUCCCGAUCAGACGACGAAGGUGGAAAUUGGCAAUGUGAAGGACGAGAGCGGAGAGUACUAUCGCGUGCUAAGCGAAUCGACAAACGCGACAAAUAUAUCGUUCCCGUUGGACCACUUCAAGCACCACUCGCUGUAUGCAUUCCGUGUGGUGGCCUGCCGGGAAAAGCCGGCCCCAAUCCAGAACGGCGCCCAAGUAUUUGACAUGGUGAACAGGUGUGGCCAGGAGCAAACCAUAUUCUAUCGCACGCUGCCCCUACCGCACGGUAACGACAUCCCGGCGGACUCGAUUCAGCUGGAAGACUACUCGAAUAGCACGCAACGCGUCAUCAAGGUUCACUGGCGACGGCCGGAGAAACCAAACGGUCCGGUAGUGUCGUACUCAAUCAAGUACCAGCGAACCGACCUGGACUCGGUGCUGGCAAACGUGCUCUGCGUGCCGGUCGAUCUGCACAACCGGAUGGGCUUCGCGAUGCUGACCCGGCUGGACUCGGGUAACUACAGCAUUCGCAUCAUGGCCACCUCGACCGCAGGGGAUGGGUCGUACUCUUCGGAGAAGUUUCUCUUUCUAGAGAAGUACGAGACGGACGGUGUGGGCCGCUUCUGGGGGCUCUAUCUGGCCAUCGCGCUCUUGGUUUUCGCUGCGUGUGGUGGUGUCGUCUUCUAUUACUGGAAGACGAAGUAUCUGCCGGCGGCCAACAAUAUGCGACUGUUUGCGCAGGUCAAUCCGGACUACGCCGGCGUCACGUACAAGGUAGACGAGUGGGAGGUGCCGCGGGACAACAUCAUCCAGCUGGAGGAGCUCGGCCAGGGCUCGUUCGGCAUGGUGUACAAGGGGAUCGUGGUGAAACUCGGCCCCGACACCAACAUCCCGUGUGCGAUCAAAACCGUCAACGAGAACGCCACCGACCGCGAGCGGGACAGUUUUCUCAUCGAGGCGAACAUCAUGAAGUCGUUCAAGACGCACCACGUCGUGCGACUGCUCGGCAUCGUCUCCAUCAGCCACCCGAUCCUCGUCGUGAUGGAGCUGAUGGCGAACGGUGACCUUAAGAGUUACCUUCGGCGGCAUCGGCCCGAUUACGAGAACGGAGAAGAGUCCUCACCGCAACCUCCGACGCUGAAGCAAAUCUACCAGAUGGCGAUCGAAAUUGCGGACGGUAUGGCGUACCUGUCGGCCAAAAAGUUUGUACAUCGCGAUCUGGCCGCGCGCAACUGCAUGGUGGGUGAGGAUCUGACGGUGAAGAUCGGUGACUUUGGCAUGACGCGAGACAUCUACGAGACCGACUACUAUCGCAAGGGCACGAAAGGCUUCCUGCCGGUGCGGUGGAUGGCCCCGGAGAGUCUGAAAGAUGGCAUGUUUUCAAGCGCCAGCGAUGUGUUCAGCUACGGUGUGGUCCUGUGGGAAAUGGCCACACUUGCCUCGCAGCCGUACCAGGGACUGACGAACGACCAAGUGCUGCGGUACGUGAUCGACGGUGGUGUUAUGGAGCGGCCCGAAAACUGCCCCGACAAACUGUACGAACUGAUGCGCAUCUGCUGGCAGCAUCGAUGCAGCGCACGGCCAACGUUCAUCGAUAUCAUCUCGAUGCUGCUUCCGGAUGCAAACGAUCAGUUUGCGUUGGUGUCCUUCUACCACUCACCGGAUGCCAUCGAAGCGGCCGUUGCGCCCGGCAAUAUGCUAGAAGAUGAUGUAACGGAACCGCUGCGUGCGAAUGAGGACGUAAUUGACGAGGAUGAAGAUGAUCAGUAUGCGAUCGAGAUGGUCGAAGGUCGGUUAAUGCAAAACAACGGACCCAAACCGGACAUCCGGUCGCCCAACUCACCACAGAGGUGAGCAUACCGUGCUCUCGUUAAAUGGGUUUGAAAUGUUAUCAUAAGCCAAAUGGUCUGAAGCUGUAUUUAUGCGACGCAUACGGCUUACAUUUUUGGAAGUUCGUGAAAGGUAGCCCAUCACCAUAGCAACCAACAAUUGCAACGCAUAGCAAAGACCGGUCAACAUCAUUUACCAACACUAGAACGGCAUAAUUCAAACGAAUUUGUUUUUUGUUUGUCCAACACGCAAAGGCAACCUCUGUCCGCUGAAAAAAUCAUCAUUCACAUUGAAAACCAUCCCAAUCCAGCAAACCGACCACAAAACACAUAAGCAGAAACAGUGCUAGUUUUUUCGAAAUAGUUUGAUUUACUGAACAUUUUGACUCUCUCCCUCUCUCUCUACACACAAGUUUUUACAAUCUCCAGGUUCAGAAAACGGGUCUUGUCUCGGGUCGUAAUUUCAAACUUUCCUUCGGGGACAAAACGCGCUUCGGUUAGACGACCGCCUGCGAUCUGUUAUCGAAUUGUGUCGCGCCGAAGCAGACAGAAGCAAUGUAUGUUUCUUUUUUUUUUCUUUGUAUUUGAAAUUCCCAAUCAUCCCAUUUCCCUCCCAGUGUAGAGUUGGCAAUAUAUGGCGAGGGUUCGAUAGUUUUAAUUUUUUUUUUAUUUAAAUUUCUCUUCGCUGUGCUCCUACCGACCUGAACUCACCGCCAUCUAGAUAACACACUUAUAAUAUGCGCAUUAGCAACAUGAGAGAGAAAGAGAGAGUGAGAGACAGGAGGGAGGUCCGUAUUCUUUUUGUUACGUUCUUUUUCUUUCGUUUCCGAUAUGCAACCUGAGCCUUCUUUACCGGAUUUUAAUUUUUUAAAGAAGCAAACACAUAUACAACAAGCGCGUGCGCUCGCGCAUAUGCAAAGGAAUACAGCAAGUGAGCAAUCAAAGAAAAAGGGAAUUGUAAAUGAAGUAUCCUUUAAAAUUUGCAGUUUGAAACAAACAAACAAACAAACAAAAUAAUUGAAGCUUACGGCAAUGAGUACGAAUGGUGCGGAGUAGAAGCAGGAAGAAGAAGAAGAAGGGAGGUUAGAAUCGGAUGUAAAAUAAUAGAAGAAUGGCUAGGCAAGGAUUUAUUGUUGAGCAUAUAAGAUAGUUUCGAUACCGAGAAACAACAUGUACAUUUGACUGCACAGGUGUAAUUGGAGAGCGAUAGAGGGAUAGCAAAGCAGGAAACCCGGGCGAAAGGAUUUGUUGUAAAUAUAAUUUAGUCUUUUUCAGGUGUAACAAAAACACUAAAUGGCUAGUGGAAGGACUAUACUAGCGCGUAACACGGUAAAGUAACUAAGUGUGAUUGAACAAGAAAGACGAGUAAGAAAGGAAUGGAGAAAUAAAAUCACACAGCUGUAGACUUGCUUAUUGUGGGUGUUAAUACGUGCGUGUAUGCAUGGAUGUGCUCAUGAAUGAAUGUGUUAAAGUGGGUGAAUGGUAAAACAAACUCCAGCUAGUAGAAACACAGCACAGAAAAGCCCAAUGUUGCGUUUCCUCACAAAACCACCACCAUCCUUCUUCGGCCCAAGAAAGCGUUUUGUUCCAUUUCGUAAAAGUAAUAUAGUUCCUCCUUUAGUCGAAUUGCUACGGAUGCGAAAUGUCUGCAUAGGCAGACGGAAUGCACUUGACAUGCAGAACAAACAAUCGCACCCGGAUAAAGAGAAGCAAUGCAAACCGCUACAUAAUCCGUGGCCUGACAUGACAUUGUCCCUGUAAGGCUUUAAUUAUAGAAAAACAAAGAAAAACCCUCGUUCCGUACGGGUUAGUUUUUAGUCAAAAAUUCUUUUUUGUAACGUACACACACACACGAUUCCAAAUAGUUUAAAAAAAAUUAUGUUUCAGCAACCGUUUCAGCAAACUCAUUCACAAACAUAACAAAUAGAAUAUUAUUUUAAA